This is a messenger RNA of Tribolium madens (black flour beetle), 1161 nucleotides long. It is a transcript of the gene REG, whose product is annotated as proteasome activator complex subunit 3. Gene Ontology annotation, biological process: positive regulation of endopeptidase activity; regulation of G1/S transition of mitotic cell cycle; regulation of proteasomal protein catabolic process. The coding region runs from base 224 to 964 and encodes 246 amino acids. Gene Ontology annotation, cellular component: nucleoplasm; proteasome activator complex; cytoplasm. The record is from RefSeq and is a predicted model, not a curated record. Gene Ontology annotation, molecular function: endopeptidase activator activity. NCBI's taxonomy places the organism in Eukaryota, Metazoa, Arthropoda, Insecta, Coleoptera, Tenebrionidae. The transcript is spliced from 3 exons.
UAAAAAAAUUGUUACUCACUUAAAAAACUAAACUCGACCAGUUUUUGGAUUAAAUUACGUGAAAUUGCAACAAGCCGAUGAUAUUCUAAUUUAAUUUCGUAGAAUUGAUAAUUGAGUUGGGGAAUUUGUGAUCGUGUCCUUGCGUUAGCCACCUUUCUUUGCCAUUGCACCCAAAACAUUUAGGUUAAGUCGACUCAAGUGAAUAUUACAAAUAUUGAAUAUUAUGGCAGAUGCAAAAAAGGUAAGUGUGGUAUUGGAAUACAAAGACAGUUUGAAGAAAGAAGCCGAAGAGUUGCUCCUCAAGGGGUUCCCCGCGACCAUAGUCAAACUCAACGCUUUGCUGGAAACCCCCCAGUUCAAAAACCGGAAAUUCACCGACGUGCACCAGGAGUUGAACAUCCCGGUGCCAGACCCCAUUUUGCUCAACAGCCACACCGACUUGCCCCCCGCCAAGAGGGCCAAAUUCGACAACAGCCUCCCCCAGGAUGGGACCAAGGUCAUGGUGCUGCCCAGUGGCGCCGUCCCCACCAACAAGCAUCUGGUGGAGCUGGUGGAGUUGGUGAAGCCCCACAUCCGGAAGCUCGUCGAGGACUCCAACACGAUGAAAAUGUGGAUUUCGUUCAUGAUCCCCAAGAUCGAGGACGGGAACAACUUCGGGGUCUCCAUCCAGGAGGACACCCUCGCCGAGGUGCAGUCGGUGGAGUCGGAGGCGGCGGCGUUUUUCGACCAAAUCUCGAGGUAUUUCAUCUCGAGAGCCAAGGUCAUCUCCAAAGUGGCCAAGUACCCCCACAUAGAGGACUACAGAAGGGCCGUCCAGGAGUUGGACGAGAAGGAGUAUUUGAGUUUGUGGUUGGUCAUGUGCGAGAUUAGGAAUCGGUAUUGCGCCCUACAUGACAUUGUUAUUAAAAAUCUCGAUAAAAUCAAGAAACCACGUUCCACUAACGCCACCGAAUCUUUGUACUAAAAACAGAUAAAUAAAAACAUCAUUCGUAAUUUUAUUGAUUUUGUAAAGUGUGACACUUGAGUAUUAUACAAUAUUUUCCUAUAAAAUUGUAAGUUUUUUUAUCUGUAAGGGAAUUGUAGUGACACUUAGCAGUUGAGAGUAGCUGUUGGGGUUAUUUUUUAUUUAAAAUAAGAACAUUUCAUAAGUAAAUUAUAAAA